AUGUUAAACAAUUUAAUAACCAUAAUAGCUGAAUGUUAAAUCAAUUCAGAAUAGAUUAAAUAACUCUUUGUUGAUCCACAUAUGGCUUUCCAAAUGUUAUCAUCUAAUGGACAUGAUAUAGAUCAAUCAGAUAUCAAAAGGUUCAUUUCACUUAAUGAUGAAGAAAUUAAACAUUUAAUCACAUAAUUCAAUUCUAACUCUGAUACAAGAUUUACAUAUUCUGAGUAUCCUUCACAUCAUUAUGUAGUUUCGCAAAUUCAUUGAAGAUCAAUAACAACAACCAUAUCAAAGAUGUACUUAUCAAACUUUUGUAAUAAGAAGCAAUUAAUUUUAAGUAAAUUAUUUGUGUUUUCCAUAGAUUAUAGUAAAGUUCAAAUACUUAAAGAAGAUUCUAAUUUUAAUCCUAAUCAAUUAUUUAAUUAGAUUGAUGAGUUUCACUAAGGCUAUAUUACUCAUAGGACAUUAAAAAAAACAACCAAUCUAUCUAACGACUAUAUCUCAGCCUUCUUUAGAUUUCUUGAUAAAGAUAAUGAUGGAAGAAUUUUUUAAACUGAAUUUUUAUCAGCCUUUAAAUGCCCAAAAAAAUUACAAUUAGCUCUUUAAUAUCAAGAUUUAAGAUAAAGUUAAGAAAAAGAAAAAUAUAUUAUUUUAUAAUCUUAAUAGAUUUAAUAAAAUCUUUAAAUAAGUGAAGAGAAAAAUAGUCAAUCUAGAAUUAAAUAAGUCUAACAAUUAUUACAAAGUAGAUAGAAUCUUGAUCGCUCAUAAGGUUAUAAUUCAUAUUCAUCCUUAUAAAAAGUUAGACAAUAAUUGCUAUAAAUUGACUAUAUUAGAAGAAACUCAUAACGUGAAACUUUUGAAAGACUUCUUAAAUAUUAACAUUAAUUGAUUAAAAAUAUCAAAGAAAAAAAUGAAGAAACAACUUAAAAAUAAAAAAAUCUAAGUAAUCUCCAUGAUUAAUUAUAUACCAUGAGAACACAAUAAGACUUAAGUCUUAAAAGAAAAAGAGAGUAUAGUAUUCAUAGCUAAUCUUAAUUAUGA
Paramecium sonneborni is the source of this 1038-nucleotide messenger RNA. The record is from the annotation of a GenBank genome assembly. Lineage: Eukaryota; Ciliophora; Oligohymenophorea; Peniculida; Parameciidae.